This is a messenger RNA of Microtus oregoni (creeping vole), 6257 nucleotides long. RefSeq names its product CBFA2/RUNX1 partner transcriptional co-repressor 2 (gene Cbfa2t2). The record is from RefSeq and is a predicted model, not a curated record. Lineage: Eukaryota; Metazoa; Chordata; Mammalia; Rodentia; Cricetidae. Gene Ontology annotation, biological process: DNA-templated transcription; negative regulation of DNA-templated transcription. The transcript has 12 exons. The coding region runs from base 452 to 2176 and encodes 574 amino acids. Gene Ontology annotation, molecular function: transcription corepressor activity. Gene Ontology annotation, cellular component: nucleus.
AGUGCGCGGCGGGGGCGUGCCGGGGCCGUCCGGGGGCGGGGCGGCGCGCGGCCUAACGGCGGCGGCGGCGCUGGUGCGGGCGAGUUCGGCGGGUGCAGGUUCCGGCCUGCGCCUGCGGAGGACUCGGGCGGUGGGUCGAAGUGGGUGGCGCUCGCGGCAGGCUGCGUUCCGCGAUGGUGGGUGUCCCCGGAGCAGCCGCUUUCCAGCAUUUAUUUAUCUGGAUGUACAUCUGCACAGUAGAAGAGAGCCUUGGAUCUCAUGGACUGUUGUGAUCUGUCAUGUCAUUGCUGGGAAUUGAACUCAGGAAUUUUGGAAGAGCAACCAGUAAGCUCUGGUCCACCUCCGCUUUUCUAGAAAAACCCAAGGCCAGAAAGAAUGUCUCCUCUGCCAGGCGGCUAGAAGGAUUGCACAGAAAUUUUAAGAAGUUGGUUGUGAGAAAAGGGUGCCAGCAAUGCCUGGAUCGCCUGUGGAAGUGAAGAUACAGUCAAGAUCCUCACCUCCCAUCAUGCCACCCCUCCCACCAAUAAAUCCUGGAGGACCGAGGCCAGUGUCCUUUACUCCUACAGCAUUAAGCAAUGGCAUCAACCAUUCCCCUCCUACCCUGAAUGGUGCUCCAUCACCACCACAGAGAUUUAGCAAUGGCCCUGCCUCUUCCACAUCAUCUACCCUAACAAAUCAACAGUUGCCAGCUACUUGUGGUGCUCGGCAGCUUAGCAAGUUGAAACGUUUUCUUACGACUCUGCAACAGUUUGGCAAUGACAUCUCACCUGAGAUUGGCGAGAAGGUUCGGACUCUUGUUCUAGCAUUGGUGAACUCAACAGUGACAAUUGAAGAAUUCCAUUGCAAGCUCCAAGAGGCUACAAACUUUCCUCUUCGCCCAUUUGUGAUUCCAUUUCUCAAGGCCAACCUGCCCCUGCUGCAGCGAGAACUGCUGCACUGUGCCCGGGCUGCCAAGCAGACCCCAUCCCAGUACUUGGCCCAGCACGAGCACCUUCUGCUCAACACCAGUAUCGCAUCUCCUGCUGACUCUUCUGAACUGCUUAUGGAGGUUCAUGGAAAUGGAAAGAGGCCCAGUCCGGAAAGGAGGGAAGAGAAUAGUUUUGAAAGAGAUACAGUUCCUCCUGAACCACCUGCCAAGAGAGUGUGUACUAUCAGCCCUGCUCCCCGGCACAGCCCUGCCCUCACUGUGCCCCUCAUGAAUCCCGGGGGCCAGUUCCAUCCUACUCCACCACCUCUUCAGCACUAUACUUUAGAAGACAUUGCAACUUCUCACCUGUAUCGGGAACCCAACAAGAUGCUAGAACACCGAGAAGUUCGUGAGAGGCACCACAAUCUUAGUCUGAAUGGAGGCUACCAAGAUGAGCUGGUGGACCACCGUCUGACAGAGAGGGAAUGGGCUGACGAGUGGAAACAUCUUGACCAUGCCCUGAAUUGCAUUAUGGAAAUGGUAGAGAAGACAAGGCGCUCUAUGGCAGUUCUGAGGCGUUGUCAGGAAUCUGAUCGUGAAGAACUCAACUAUUGGAAAAGGCGAUUUAAUGAGAACACAGAGAUGAGGAAAACUGGGACUGACCUGGUCUCCAGACAGCACAGCCCCGGGAGCACAGAUUCUCUCAGCAGCGAUUCUCAGCGGGAAUUCACCAGUAGGCCAGGAACAGGAUAUGUGCCUGUGGAGUUUUGGAAGAAAACAGAAGAAGCUGUGAAUAAGGUGAAAAUUCAGGCCAUGACAGAAGUACAAAAGGCUGUAGCUGAGGCGGAGCAAAAAGCCUUUGAAGUGAUUGCAACUGAGAGAGCUCGAAUGGAGCAAACCAUAGCGGAUGUCAAAAGGCAGGCUGCAGAAGAUGCUUUCCUGGUCAUCAAUGAGCAAGAAGAGUCCACAGAGAACUGCUGGAACUGUGGCCGAAAAGCCAGUGAGACGUGCAGUGGUUGCAAUAUUGCUCGCUACUGUGGUUCCUUCUGCCAACAUAAGGACUGGGAGCGGCACCACCGCCUCUGUGGCCAGAGUCUGCAUGGCCACAGUCCUCACAGCCAGAGCCGGCCACUGCUCCCUGGAGGGCGGGGUUCAGCCAGGUCUGCUGACUGCAGUGUGCCCAGCCCAGCCCUGGACAAGACCUCAGCCACCACCUCACGUUCCUCAACACCUGCCUCUGUGACAGCCAUCGAUGCCAAUGGACUCUGAGCCACAGACUCCACCCACCCUGAUGACCACUCCACGUGGCCGAAUGCUUGCACCAGGGAGCUGGCAAUUAGAGCAAGUGGCUGUUGAGUCAUCAGCAAGAAGCGAAUUGGCAGAAAGCAUCCAAGAGGCACUCCAUAGUUUCUCUAGGAUUGCCACUUGUCCCUUGGAGAACUAGUGUGUCAUUCUCUCCACAUAGGAAGUAGCUUGAGCUGCAUCCUCCAUGGCUUUCCUGAUGUUUCUCUUCCAGCCAAAACUGGUAUAUCUGGCCGCUUCUCAGUGUAGACCACCAGCUCCCCUGACUCCUCGCAUCAGCAGAUGUCAGUAGUGUCCCACCAGGUACCUGUGCCACAAACCAUCCAUAGGAGAGGUCUAAAGGCUGGUAGCAGGCUACUGAAGGAGACCUUUCCUCCCCCUGCCACCAGUUUCUUGAACCUCAUCUCCAUCCUCAAAAGACAGUGAAGGGUCUAACAGACCACAAAGCAGUCCUCAGGACUUCUGAGCCACUCAGGCCUGCUAAGACACCCAGACAUGCCAGAAAGAAGCUACCACUUCAGUAAAGUCUCUAGAAAUGGUUAAAAAAAAAAAAAAAAUGAAAGCAGUCUUCCCCAAGCAUCACAGAUCAUUCUGGACAACAUUUUCCAGCUUGCCCAGCUCCAUUAGUUUGGAACACCCCUCCCCCAACUCCAGUGUUUUACUUGAUUUUGCUUGUGCAAAAAAUAACAUCCAUCGCAUGGAUUGGUCUGAGAGAGGAUGAAACCAUUGUGCUAGUCUUUUCUCUUAGCAUGUUGGCCAAACUAAAAUAUUGAGUGCAUCACCUCUUGAAAAUGCAAAACCCUCUGCUGCUGCUUGACUGUUUAAACAGUCGUCUUGUUCUGUGUGUCCUUUUCUCUCUCAGACUGUGCAUGUCUGAAUCACUGGGGGUGUCUCUUGCCCAUAGGUUUUGUUUGGCACCUGUCAGGCUACAGUUUGAGCAGUGUUCCUGACUCUGAUGGGACCUGGUUUUGUGGCAUUAUGCCACUUCAUGGGUUCAUUAUCAGCUGGACGUCCUUAGCCUCUUUUCUGUGUUUUAUCUGUGAUAGCAUUCCUCACAGCUCGGAGUUUGUGAAGUGUGGGAACAGUUCUGAAAAGCCUGAGCGGUUUUUCUUCCCGACUUCAGGGACUUUUCCAGUUAUCUGAGUCUCCAAAUAGAAUACCACCUGUACCGUUUGUCAGGCUGAGUUCUGCCCCACACCUGUUCUACUGCUGUGUGAGGUCAGUGAGGAGUCCCAGGGCCUUGCCCCUACCACUUAGUAUCUCCCAGCAUCCUCUUGCUUUAUGUAGUCAAUUGGAAUGAGUCACUGACUUUGAUCCUCUUGGCCUUUGGAAGCUGUGGUCACCUUCUAUACAAUGACCAAGUCUGAAUACUAGCCCUUGCGCCAUAAAAGCAUGGAUGUCAUUUUCCUUGCAUAUAGUCACAGCUAAUUUUAAGAUUUUUGACGCCCUACCUUAUUUGAACAAGGAUUUUCAGUCUUAGAAACUUAGACAAUUAAAAUCAUGUGUCAGCAUAGAACACCCAAGACUCACUGCUUGUCAGACAGCCAAGUGCAGCCUGGCCUCCCUGCCGACAUCCCCAUCAGACUGCUGUUGUAGUAUCCUAGCCACUGAGGACAGCUCUACUUUACUAGGUAGAGUCAGUACAGACAGUACCUACCCCAUAACCUCAGACACAAGACUUCUGUGCUACAAGAAGACCACAGGUUUCUGGGAGUCUGAGAAUGUCUCCUGGUGUACCCUGGAUCCAUUUUUCAUUAGUCUAUUGGAUUAACACCUACCUGUUAAAAUCUUGCAGAUAUUCAAGGUAGUUAGAAUAAAGAGCUGGAAUCAGCACACUGCUUCUUACCAGGUUGGAGAUAAGUUUCUACAGCAAAAGUCUGGCCUAAAGGUCUACUUUGUGGGCUACAUGGUUGCCCUGUCAGAUUCUGAGUCCAUAUUCCUGUUUGGGGCCUGCUUAGUUUCUAUGCCCUGCAGAUUUGUCUAUAAACCUGGACAGUACUUCACACUGAGAACUGUAUAGCUCAGUUCUCAGACCUGUUGCUGUCUGACUCUUAAGCGGCAUCUGCAUACGGCUUGCUUUUCAGAUUCAAGGAGUUCCUUUCUGCAUUCUCCAACUCCUCCCUAGGAGGAGCAGCAGCAUCUGGGUAGGAGCUGGAAUUAGAUGAGUGAGUCCCAGCUCCCCUUCAUUUCUAGUCUGCUAAUAUGACCUAUUGCUAGGCUGGACGUGAACAUAACCUUCCAUUCAUUCCCACCUUUCUAUCUUAAUAGAAAAGAAGAAACAACUGAGCCAGGCUGCUCAGAGGCUUGGCCUCCGUAGUAACUAUUUGGGGAACAAAAAAGAUCAGGGCUUUAUCAUCCUCUACCAAGUGAGAGAUAAAAUUGGAAGAACCAGACAAGACCAAAGGUAGCCAAACUGGAGUUAUACAACAACCAUCCCUCCAGCAAACGGUGAAGAUUUGGUAGGUAGGACGCUGUGGAAGCUAGGUUGAGGUGUGACUUACUUAGUGGUGUGGCUAGCAUACAGAAGUCCUGGAUUUGAUUUCCAGAAUGACAUAAUCCAGCCAUGGUGGUAAAUAUCUAUAAUCUGAGCACUUGGGAGGUGGAAGCAGGAGGAUCAGAAAUUUAAGAUCAUCCUCAGCUACGUAGCAAUUCUGAAGUCCACCUCAGUUCCAUAAGACCUAUCUUGACAAAAAGACACAUCUAAGGGCCCUGCAGCUCCAUCAGAUUGACUCAUGCUGACAAGUGGUGGUGAGAGCACAGGCCAAGGCACUAAGUCACAUGCUGCCGUGGAUCUGUAUGGAAACACCUGCCCAAUCUGCCCCCCUCAAGUCUACUCAGGGCGUUAGCUGUUAUCUUCUGCAGUGUGGUCCCCAGGAAGUGCUUCACGUCUUGAUGUCAACUCCAACAUCUUCCAGAGGGGAUAUCUGCAUUUUAGUUUGUGUUAGUCCUAGCCCUAAAAGAUGAAGUGACCCAUACCUACUCAUAGAGGGUGAAGACAUUUUUCUGAGUGGUUCUGGAAGCUGUCUCAGCAAGUAUGUGUGGACUCAACAGAACUGCAAGUGUAUGUAGUGGGUUCUCUCCGGAGCAUAAAGAAUGAGCAGAUGGCCAUCAUCCUGGAAACUGCAGACGGGAUUGUGGGCUGAAUAAACCAUUACAAAUAGGACACAUCUUGGAGGCUUUCUUCAGAACUGGACUAGAACCAAGGUUUCCAGGCUCCUGGCUCAGGAGACCAAGCCAGUAUGCCUUGAUGAAUGUUUGCAGAGAACUGGGUGGUGACGUGUUUGAACCAAAUGUGAGAAAAGCCAGAAGGAGCUGAGCUGGCCAGUGUGGGCCAGGUGGCCAGCUGUGGAAGAUUGUUGACCCAGCAGCUGCUUGGCAGGACCUGCCCACUCGAGUAUAUUCCUUGUAAAGCCAAAAUGCCGAAUUACCUGCUUCUGCCUCAUGUGUUGACACCCAUUUCCAAAGAUGAUGGAGUACGUGUGAGCCAGGAGGAAGCUGAGGUGGUGGGUGAUGUUUUGUCCCUCCCAUCUCCUUCCAUAGCCCAAGAGGUGCUGCUUCCCACUCAGACCCCAUCUUGUCAGGCCUCCAGCUGCCCAGUGUAAACUGUCAAUGCUUAUACCAAAUAGGGCAUGUGCAGCUGGUGUCUUGUCAGGGACAGCCCAGUCCCUGCUUUGCCAGGGAGAAGCUGCAACACUUGUUCAGUGAAUGGCUUAAAGGGCUGCUUGAUAGAAGACCUUCAUCCCACUCCUGUGGCAUUCCAAGUUCCCGAUGAGGCUACAAAGGCUCCAUCCCUACAGAAAACUAAUAAUGUAAAUAAAGAGCCAAGCUUGUAAGCAUGGUUUGCAGAGGUAGGUGAUGAAUGUGAAGCCACCCGCAGGACACGUUUGAGUCUGGUUUUCCUGUGCUUUGUCAUUUGACUCAAUAGGAACUUUUGUUACUUAACUCUGUUCAUAACUUAUUUAAUGUACUGUAUAAAUGAACCAAAACUGUUAAAUACGUAUUUAGUUUGUUCUACUUAAAGUAGUUAAUAAAAAUGCUAUAUUCCUUU